UGUUUUGCCUACUCUACAAAAUUUAUAUUUUUAUUGAUAACCCCCCACCUCCUUAAAUAUUAUGUGAAUUUUAUUUAUUUUUUUGUCUGUAUAUAAUAUAGACUGGCUGCGUCAUCCAUAAAUUUUCGGAAAUUACAUGAUUAUUUUAAAAAUAAAAUAUUUUUCCUUCCCCUCCAGUUAAUUUAUUAUUCUAUCUGAAAUUCUUUUUUUAAACAUUAGAAAAAAUUAUACCAAAUCAAAAAUAAAAAGAUUAUAUCUCUUAUCUUAUCUAACACGUUUUAAACCUUUCAAAGUUAUCAAUACAAUCCGUGAAUGGAAAAAAAUGAAGAAGCAUUGAUUGAAAAUUCUCGGUUUGUAAAUAAACAUGCUAGCGAAGAGAGAAAGUACCAGUUUGAUCCUUCCCCUUCUGAAGAAGAACCUAAAGACAGGAGAAAUUUAGUUUACAUUAUUAUGCUAUUACAUGGUAUAGGAGUACUUAUUCCGUGGAAUAUGUUCAUCAAUGCUAAUUCAUAUUUUGUAGAUUACAAAUUAAAUCCAAAUGUAACUGGCACUCACGAAUAUAAGGAUGAUUUUAUUAGUUAUCUAGGAAUAACUUCUCAAUUGCCAAAUGUUAUUUUAAAUGGAUUAAAUUUAUUUCUUCAAUUUGGUGGUUCUUCCAAAAAGGAUAAAAACCCUAAAGCUUACCAAACCCAACCAAGAAUACCUAUUGCAAUCAUUAUUGAUAUUCUUAUGUGCAUAUUAACAGUUGUAUUAGCCUUUAUGGAUACAUCAACUUGGUCAAAAAUAUUUUUUAUAUUAACAAUGAUUACCGUAGUUAUCAUGAAUUGUGCUACAGGAAUUUAUCAAAGCUCAAUCUAUGGAUUAGCAGGAAGUCUACCGAUGAAAUACACGAAUGUUAUAAUUAUAGGGAAUAAUAUUUGUGGAACCUUGGUUGCUUUAAUAUACAUCUUAAUGUUAUACGCAUCUCCCAGUCCAAGAAUAGCGGCCAUAUGGUACUUUAUUUCAGCAAUAUUGAUACUUUUUGUGUGUUUGGCAGCUUAUUUUGCUCUAGCCCGUUCGAGAUUUUAUAGGUACCAUUUACGUGCCCCGGCCAUAUCCGAGCAGACUGACGGAUUGAUAAAAGAUUCCAAAUCUACUAAAUACAAAUCUGCCGAUUAUUACUCCGUAUUCAAAAAGAUAUGGGUACAAUGCUUUGGAGUAUUUUUUUGCUACUUUGUCACCUUAACUGUCUUUCCGGCUAUCCAAGUCCAUAUUAAGAAAAGCGACCCAAAUUAUUUUAUACCAGAUAAAUACUUUGAGGCCAUUAUAACGUUCCUCAAUUUCAACUUAUUUUCGUUGAUAGGAAAUUUGAUAACCGAAAAAUUUAAAAAGCCCGGGCCCAAAUGGGUUUGGUUACCCAUCCUCCUGAGAGCUGCUUUUAUACCCUUGUUCUUAUUUUGCAAUUACCGUCCCGACAUUAGAAAAUUGCCAGUUUUGAUCAAAAAUGACUUUACUUAUGCUCUACUCGGCAUUUUGCUAGCGGUUACCAAUGGUUAUUUCAGUUCCCUGAGUAUGAUGUAUGCCCCUAGCUUGGUCGAACCUCACAGAGCGCCUUUGGCAGGGAUGAUGGCCGCUUUCUUUCUGAUUCUAGGCGUAUUUGGCGGUUUAAAUUUCGCGUUGCUCAUUUCAAAAUUAUUUAAUAAAUAACAAAAGUGAAAAAAAAAA
Gordionus sp. m RMFG-2023 is the source of this 1704-nucleotide messenger RNA. Its product is annotated as equilibrative nucleoside transporter 3-like. The record is from RefSeq and is a predicted model, not a curated record. Gene Ontology annotation, biological process: nucleoside transmembrane transport. The transcript is spliced from 8 exons. Gene Ontology annotation, molecular function: nucleoside transmembrane transporter activity. Gene Ontology annotation, cellular component: plasma membrane. NCBI's taxonomy places the organism in Eukaryota, Metazoa, Nematomorpha, Gordioida, Chordodea, Parachordodidae. The coding region runs from base 313 to 1686 and encodes 457 amino acids.